UGAUUUAAUGCACUAAUGUGAUCUGGACGAUACGAGCUGGAGUUUGCACGUGUUUGUGAUUUUUCAUUUUAUAUCUUUUAUUCAAUGUUUCUAAAUAAUUUUCGUAUUCACAAUAAAACUUAAAACAUUAAUAAAUCGCUAUGGCUGUGUUUGGUAAAAAGAAGUAUCAGAGUGGCGAGGGAGCACAGUUCAUAACAAGAAGAGCUGCUCUUAGAAAAUUACAGUUGACAUUAAAUGAUUUCCGUAAGUUAUGUAUACUGAAAGGUAUAUAUCCAAGGGAACCACGCAAUCGUAAAAGAGCACAGAAGGGUGACACUGGCAUUAAAACUUUAUAUCAUAUAAAAGAUAUCCAAUUUUUGAUGCACGAACCAAUCAUAUGGAAACUAAGAGAUUACAAGAUAUUCAACAGAAGAAUUGGACGAGCAAAGGCAAUGAAAGAUUUUGCUAAAGUAAAAAAAUAUUUAAGCAAUCAUCCUACAUUGAAACUGGAUCAUAUAGUUAAGGAACGCUAUCCAACCUUUAUAGAUGCUCUGCGUGACUUAGAUGACUGCUUAACUCUCUGCUUUUUAUUCAGCACAUUCCCAUCAUUGUCUCAUAUACCAAGAGAUCAAUCAUUAUUAUGUAGAAGAUUAACGAUUGAAUUUCUUCAUGCUGUUGUUGCUGCUAAGGCAUUGCGUAAAGUAUUUAUAUCCAUUAAAGGAUAUUAUUAUCAAGCAGAAAUAAAAGGACAAACAAUAACAUGGAUAGUGCCGCAUCACUUUUGUUUUGAACCUCAAGCAAAGAAUGAAGUUGAUUUUAAAAUCAUGUCUACAUUUGUGGAAUUUUAUAUUGUGAUGCUUGGUUUUGUAAAUUACAGACUGUAUAAUACUCUAAAUUUACAUUAUCCUCCCAAGUUAACUAAUAUUGGAGAUAUCGAAAAGACAUUGGUCGAUGAAGAAGCGUUUGUGUCAGAGAGAAUAAGCGCAUUGAAUAUACCAUUAGUCAAUUUGGAUCCUUCAGCAUCAGCGAUUGAAGAUGAAGAAAUUGAAUUAGAUCAGUUUUCAAAUGAGACAGAUGCCACCAAAAUAGAAGCUGCUAGGGUAGAAGCUGAGAAAAAACAGAAAUUGAAAACCUUGUUUAAAGGUUUAAAAUUCUUUAUAAAUAGGGAGGUACCCAGGGAACCCUUAGUAUUUAUUUUACGUUGCUUUGGUGGAGAAGUGUCUUGGGAUAAAUUACUAUUUGUUGGUGCCACUUUCGAUGAGAGUGAUGAAACAAUAACUCAUCAAAUCGUAGAUAGACCAAGUUUAUCUACGCAGUAUAUAUCAAGAUAUUAUGUACAACCUCAGUGGAUUUUUGAUAGUGUAAAUGCAAGGGAAUUAUUACCUGUAAAUAAAUACUUGAUGGGUGUCGUUCUUCCUCCUCAUCUUUCACCAUUUACAGAGAACCGACAAGAUCAGACUUAUAUUCCUCCAGAAGAACGUGCUCUUAUGGAUCCUGAUUAUAAAUUAAACGAUUUGGAAGCAGAUUCAGACGAAGAAGAUAAUGAUGAUAAGAGUGACAAUGAAGAAGAGAAAAUUGAUGCAAAUGACGAGAACAAUCUGAGUUCAGGAAGUGACGAAGAGAAUGAAGAAGAGGAAGAAGAAGAAGAAGAAGAAGACGACAAUAAUAUGCAGAUCGAGAAAGAAAAGGAAAAAGAAAAGAAACAAGCUCAAUUGCAAAAGAAAAAGAAGAUGAAGGUGCAGACUGGUGAGAUCGUGAAGGAAAAUCCAUGGGAGAAAGCUCAACAAGAGAGGCAGGAAUAUCGUCUUAGGGAGAAGAUGAUUAAGAAGAAACACCGUAAAUUAUACAAGAGUAUGAUGAAAGGUCGACAGGAUAGGGCCAAACAAAUCUGGCUCUUGCGAAAGAAGAGGCGUGUUCAUGAUACUAAAGAAAAAGAGAAGCGCAAGGAGCAACGGAAAGCAAACAUGUCUGUCAAAUAAAGUAUGCUUAUUAUUGCAUAAUAAAGUAUUCCAUUUUUCCAUUUUGUAAAUAAGAAUUAUAAUA
Molecule: messenger RNA, 2022 nt
Organism: Linepithema humile (Argentine ant)
Lineage: Eukaryota; Metazoa; Arthropoda; Insecta; Hymenoptera; Formicidae
Gene: pelo
Product: protein pelota
Biological process (GO): nonfunctional rRNA decay; ribosome disassembly; RNA surveillance
Cellular component (GO): nucleolus; PeBoW complex; cytoplasm
Molecular function (GO): RNA binding
Source: RefSeq, a predicted model, not a curated record